AUUCAAAUUGCUAGUGAGCUAUUUUGCGUGGAAGUCGAUUGUGAAAAAUUGUGACAGAUACAAAAAUUAAUAUUUUGCGGAUCAAGAAGGAUAGUCUGGCCAAUGUUUUUAUCAUAGAUAGUGAAUUAAGUGUAUAUAAAAGAUGAUUCUGUUAGAAAUUAAUAACCGAACGGUGGAAGAAACACUCCUUUUGAAGUUUAAAAAUGCUUUGGCUGGCCACAAACCUGAAUCGAUUGAUGUCACAGUAGCCGAUUUUGAUGGUGUACUUUUCCAUAUUUCUAAUAUUAAGGGUGAUAAAACCAAAAUUAGAACAAGUAUAUCGUUAAAGUUUUACAAAGAGCUGCAAGAACAUGGAGCUGAUGAAUUAUUAAAACGAGAAUAUGGAAGUUUGCUCACCGAUACUGAAGAUGGCUUCAAUGUAUCAGUCCUGAUUGAUUUAGAAAAUAUACCCGACAACUAUGAAGAUAUUGCUCAAAAAAUCGGCCUCUUAAAACGUAAUUGUUUUGCAUCCGUAUUCGAAAAGUAUUUUGACUUCCAAGAGCAAGGAUUAGAAGGUGACAAGCGUGCUGUUAUUCAUUAUCGUAAUGAGGAGACAAUGUAUGUGGAAGCAAAACCAGAUCGUGUCACUGUUGUGUUUAGUACGAUUUUUAAGGAUGACGAUGAUGUCAUUUUGGGAAAAGUUUUCAUGCAAGAACUUCGUGAAGGAAGGAGAGCCUCACAUACUGCUCCACAAGUUCUCUUCUCUCAUCGCGAGCCACCAUUAGAACUAGCAAAUACAGAUGCUCGCAUAGGCGAUAAUAUCGGUUAUGUGACUUUUGUACUUUUUCCACGACACACCAACAAAGAAACUCGUGAUAAUACAAUAAAUUUAAUUCAUAUGUUCCGUGACUACUUGCAUUAUCAUAUAAAGUGUUCUAAGGCCUACAUUCAUUCGAGAAUGCGUGCAAAAACAUCUGAUUUCCUAAAAGUUCUCAACCGUGCUAGACCAGAACAAAAAACAAUUGAAAAGAAAACAAUCACGGGAAAGACGUUCAUUAGAAAAGAAUGAUUGAUGCCCAUAGCUGACUUAGAAUCAGCAACAAAAUGAAAAUUCAAUAAUCGUUUUACAAAUUAACUUCACCUCUGCCGUAAGUUUCAAAAACUUUAAAAAUAAUAGAAAAGUAAAAUAGAUUUCUUUCAUAUUAAAAUAAUACAAAAUUUUAACUCUCACAUAGAGAUAAUUUAUAAAGUGUAGAACGCAAAAUCACAAUGAAACGAAAUAUUUUACAUUAAACGCAUUAAACACAUAAAAUCAGAAAUUUUUUCCUCAUAAUUUUUCUUCAUUGUCGAUGGAAAACUUUGAUCAUGUGGGAUCUAAUAAAAACGAAAAGAUUCUUUUGCAAAAACAAAAAAAUUUUGCUCUCAAUAUCGUCAACCUUUGUUCCGGAAAAUUUCUUGUCUAAAAAAUGUCAAGAUUCUAUUAACAUGUAGAAAG
Molecule: messenger RNA, 1474 nt
Organism: Chironomus riparius
Lineage: Eukaryota; Metazoa; Arthropoda; Insecta; Diptera; Chironomidae
Source: the annotation of a GenBank genome assembly